AUGGCAGACAAUGUAAUCAAAUCUCAAAAAUAUAAAUCAUCCCUAUCAUCAAGUAUAUCUCAUCCACAAUCAUGUUAUAUUAGCCGAAGUAUUCAUACUCUUCAUGGAUUGCAUAAUUCAUUAGAAAAUAUAAAAUCUGGAAAAUCUCAAGAUCCUAAUUUAUUAAAGUCUAAUGAAUCAACUGCUUCAAGUGUUAGUACUUAUGAUAUUGAUUCUAAAGAAUCACAAGAAUGCUUUAAUUGGGAAAAAGAAAUUCAAAAUCAUACAAAAAAAAAGACCAUUCACUGA
Messenger RNA from Diversispora eburnea, 288 nucleotides. Lineage: Eukaryota; Fungi; Glomeromycota; Glomeromycetes; Diversisporales; Diversisporaceae. The record is from the annotation of a GenBank genome assembly.